GAAUUUCAGUGAAUAUCGGAACGCAGUCUGGAUAAAACACUUAAGAUGUGAUAUGAUCUAAAUGUGUUUGUUAAGAUAGGUUAGAUGGGUAUAAGACGCGGUGUCAUAGUCAAUACAAUAGUUAUUUAAAUAAAGGAAUGAGAAGAGGGAAUAUCACAAUGGAUUUAUCGACUGUGCCACUUGUGGCAGCCACUGCUGCGAGCAGACAGGUUAUUGCGACUAUGCUGAAUCCCAUGAAGGUUUUGCCAAGCGAUAAUGGCUUGCCAAGGGACUGGAGAGGCCUAGCACAUCAGUUGGAGCUCAGCACAGAACUUAUGUCACUGCUAACAUCACAUUCUGAUCCAACAAUACACAUAUUGACAUUGUUGGAGAAAAAUCAGAAAGAUAUUACAAUGAAAAAUUUUCAAGCAAUGAUGGAGCAGAUGGACAGAUGGGACAUUAUUGAUGACACUGAAGCUUUGUUUCAAAGUGAUGCUGAGAGAUAUUUGGAACACCAGCAAAGAGCUCAAAUGUCAGCAGAGCCAAUAGAUGAGUGUGCUGAUCAAAAAAUACUUACAUUUGGUGAUAUUCAUAGGCUAAAUCAAGGUUUAGAAACACAAUACUACGAUGCAUUUCUUUUGUAUGCAGAGGAGGAUAUUGAUUUUGUGAAUGAGAUGAUAGAGAAACUUGAGACGCAAUUCAAGCUGAAGCUAUGUUUGAAAGAUCGAGAUUUGGUCGUUGGUAUAGAAUUCGAGCAUGAAGCGAUAAUGAAGUUGAUAUCCGAACGAUGUAAUAGACUGCUCAUUAUAGUAUCACCGAAUUUUCUCAAAAGCUCGGCAAACAAAUUUUUCUUGAACUAUACUCAGGCUCUAAGUAUUGAAAAGCGACAGAGAAAAAUUAUACCAUGUAUAUACAAAAGAUGUGAAUUGCCGUUUCAAUUAAAAUAUAUAUCUAAUUUAGAUUAUAAUCUCAAGGGAUUAGACUUUUGGGGCAAAUUACACAAUUCUAUACAAGCUCCAAAUUCUUUUGGCACAAGUUCAAUUCAAGAAGGAAACAACUUACAAGAAAGUACAGAAAUAAAGAAAACAUUACCUGAUAAGUAUAAAGAUAUAGUUCACAUAACUCAAAAAACAAAUGAAAAAACAUCAAAAUAUCCACAAGAGAAUGAAAGUUGUGAAUCUAUCAUGAAAGCAAGUGAUACAAAAACUCUAAAUGUUAGUAGUAAAAAGAAUAAGACAUUGUCACGAUGGGAAAAAAUUACCUCAAAUUGGAAAACAAAGCAAAGCAAAGAAAAUGAUCAGUUAACUACAGAGACAAUCGUUCAAAAUUUGCCAUCACUAGAUAAUUUAGACAGUUUAAAUUUAUCUAGUCCUCAUGAAUAUAAGAAAAAGAAAAAAAAAUUAUUUAGUAAUUUUACAAAGAAAAGAAUUGCUCUAAAAACCUGAUGACAAAGUAGUGAUUUUUGUACAAGGAUUGUAUACAAAAUUCUAUAUUAUAUACAUUUCUGUGUGCAAAA
Messenger RNA from Monomorium pharaonis (pharaoh ant), 1495 nucleotides. It is a transcript of the gene Myd88, whose product is annotated as myeloid differentiation primary response protein MyD88. Gene Ontology annotation, cellular component: plasma membrane. The transcript is spliced from 7 exons. Gene Ontology annotation, molecular function: Toll-like receptor binding; TIR domain binding. The record is from RefSeq and is a predicted model, not a curated record. NCBI's taxonomy places the organism in Eukaryota, Metazoa, Arthropoda, Insecta, Hymenoptera, Formicidae. Bases 138 to 1424 code for a protein of 428 amino acids. Gene Ontology annotation, biological process: innate immune response; Toll signaling pathway; MyD88-dependent toll-like receptor signaling pathway.